AUGCAGGAGGCAGUCUUUCUCCUGGUUCUCCUGGGUGCCAUGUCAGGGGGAGAGGCACUGCACCUAAUUCACUUACCUGCUACAGGCAACGUGACAGAGAAUUCUCCACCCGAGACUUUGGUGCACAAGUUCUCCGUGAAAUUAUCAGCAUCCCUGUCACCUGUGAUUUCAGGGUUUCCCCUGAUAAUCAACUCAAGUCCCCUCACUGAAGCCUUCAGAGUGAAUCGGUUGUCAGGCACCGACUUCGAGGUUGUCACCACUGGGAAGGAACAGCUAGAUUUUGAAAUAGGACCAAACAUAUUUGAUUUGCAGAUUUAUGUUAAGGAUGAGGUUGGCGUCACAGACCUGCAGGUCCUGACUGUCCAGGUAACAGAUGUGAAUGAGCCGCCUCAAUUUCAAGGCAACUUGGCGAAAGGUCUAGACCUCUACAUAGUCGAAGGAGCAAACCCUGGAUUCAUUUACCAGGUUGAGGCCUUCGAUCCGGAAGACACAAGACGAAACACACCCCUCAGUUAUUUUCUGAUUUCACCCUCAAAGAGCUUCAGAAUGUCUGCUAAUGGUACCCUCUUCUCUACAAUAGAAUUGGACUUUGAAGCAGGACACAGAAGUUUCCCUCUCAUUGUGGAAGUGAGGGAUAGCAGCGGCCUCAAAGCCUCCACAGCGCUGCGGGUGAACACUGUGAACGUCAACGAUGAAGUCCCUCGCUUUACCAGUUCAACACGAGUGUAUACAAUUCCAGAAGAACUGAGUCCAGGAACCAUUGUGGCCAAUAUCACAGCUGAGGACCCUGAUGGUGAAGAUUUUCCCAACCACCUCCUCUACAGCAUUACCACUGUCAGCAACUAUUUUAUGAUAAACCAGUUGACUGGUACAGUGCAAGUGGCUCAGAGGAUAGACCGUGAUGCAGGUCAAUUAAGACAAAAUCCCACCAUUUCUCUGGAAGUUCUGGUAAAAGACAGACCCUAUGGGGGUCAGGAGAAUCGCAUCCAGAUAACCUUCAUUGUGGAGGACAUCAAUGACAACCCUGCUACGUGCACCAAGUUCACCUUCAGCAUUACGGUGCCUGAAAGAGCAGCCAGGGGGACGUUGCUUCUGGACCUGAACAAGUUCUGCUUUGAUGAUGACAGCAAAGCACCAAACAACAAAUUCAACUUCACCACGCCAUCUGGAAUGGGGAGCAGCAGCAGAUUUUCACAGGAUCCAGCUGGCUCUGGGAAAAUUGUGUUGAUUGGUGAUCUAGAUUAUGAAAACCCAAGUAAUCUAGCAACCGGCAAUAGAUACACUGUGAUAACGCAGGUGCAGGACGUUGCCCCUCCUUACUAUAAAAAUAACAUCUAUAUUUAUAUCCUCACAAGCCCAGAAAACGAGUUUCCUCUCCUCUUUGAUAGGCCAUCCUACAUAUUUGAUGUGUCAGAAAUAAGACCAGCUAGGACCCAGAUUGGACGGGUGCAAGCAACCGAUAGAGACUUCCCCCAGAGCAGCAUCACGUACUCCAUCUCCACUGGAGGGGCCAGCCUCCAGCACCCGAACAUAUUCUGGAUUAAUCCCAAGACAGGAGAACUCCAGCUAGUAACUAAAGCGGACUAUGAAACAACCCCUGUCUAUAUGCUCAGAAUCCAGGCCACCAACAGCGAGGACACAAGCUCAGUCACUGUUACUGUGAACAUCCUUGAAGAAAAUGAUGAAAAGCCAAUUUGUACCCCAAACUCUCAUUUCCUGGCCAUCCCAGUGGAUCUGAAAGUUGGCACAAAUAUUCAAAAUUUCAAGCUGACGUGUACUGAUCUUGAUUCCAGCCCCAGAUCUUUUCGUUAUUCCAUUGGCUCAGGCAACAUCAACAGUCAUUUCACCUUUUCUCCCAAUGCCGGAUCCAACAUCACCCGCCUGCUGCUUGCCACUCGCUUCAACUAUGCUGGUGGGCUUGAUAAGAUCUGGGACUACAAGCUGCUUGUCUAUAUAACUGAUGACAACUUGCUGUCUGGCAGGAAGAAAGCUGGAGCUCUUGUUGAAACAGGGACGGUGACACUGAGUAUUAAAGUCAUUCCCCACCCAACCACGACCAUCACCACAACCCCCAGGCCCAGGGUCACCUACCAGGUCCUGAAGAGAAAUAUUUACUCUCCUUCCGCGUGGUACGUGCCUUUUGUCAUCACUUUGGGCUCCAUAUUGCUUCUGGGUCUCCUGGUGUCUCUGAUCAUCCUAUUGGCCAAAACCAUCCACAGAUACUGCCCCUGCAACAUUGAGAAGGACAAGAAACCUCUGAUAAAGAAAAGAGAAAUGAAGAAUGCAGACAGAGAGGUUGUGGUGGAAACAGUCCAGAUGAAUACUGUCUUUGAUGGAGAAGCCAUAGACCCAGUGACUGGGGAAAUGUACAAAUUCAACUCAAAAACUGGAGCCAGAAAGUGGAAACAUCCAUUAACCCAAAUGCCAAAAUGGAAAGAGUCCAGCCCCCAGAGAGCUGCCACAAGCGGAGUCACUGCUGGGAAAGGGGCAGGGCCCCUGCGAAGGACCAACAAGGAGGGUGAUAGGCCAGGUGGCAAAGCACAGGCUCAGGACGCAGGCCAGGGGUCCAGGCACGGGGAGAGCAAGCCGGGCACGCCCAAGAACAGAAACCCAGCCCUCCCAAGCAGGGAGUCCCCCAAGCCCUACCCAGGAAAGUAA
Messenger RNA from Cynocephalus volans (Philippine flying lemur), 2658 nucleotides. RefSeq names its product cadherin related family member 3 (gene CDHR3). Gene Ontology annotation, molecular function: cadherin binding; calcium ion binding. Lineage: Eukaryota; Metazoa; Chordata; Mammalia; Dermoptera; Cynocephalidae. Gene Ontology annotation, biological process: cell-cell junction assembly; multicellular organism development; adherens junction organization. Bases 1 to 2658 code for a protein of 885 amino acids. Gene Ontology annotation, cellular component: catenin complex; membrane; adherens junction. The record is from RefSeq and is a predicted model, not a curated record. The transcript is spliced from 19 exons.